AUGUAUUCAAAUCUUGUAACUUGUAUAAUAAAAAUUAAAUUAAAACUGAAACUUACAGGAAUAGUGACUUAUAAUGGCCUUGAGAGUUGUAUUCUCAACAGCCACUCUUUUGACAAUGCUAGUAGCACUAGCAGAGGAGAUGGACAUAUCCCCGAGUCCUUGGAUGAAGAUGACUCAAGCUGCUCGUCCAGCAAUACUGCUUUUGGAUCAUUCUCUUCUCUCUGGAUGAUAACGAAAAAGGAUGAUCAAGGCACAGACGAAUGGGGCUUCUCUGCAAGCCCACAACACUAUAUAAAUGGAAAACCGAGUCAGAAUUCAGAUGUUGAAACAAUGAAAGAGAAGUUUGCAAAGCUGUUACUUGGAGAGGAUAUUACGGGUGGUAGCAAAGGGGUUUCUGCUGCACUGGCAUUAUCCAAAGCCAUAAUGAAUCUUGGUGCAUCCGUUUUUGGUGAGCUUUGGAAGUUGGAACCUCUGCCGGAGGAAAGAAAGAGCAAGUGGCAAAGAGAAAUGAAUUGGUUGCUAUCCCCAACUAACUAUAUGGUCGAGCUAGUUCCUGCAAAGCAAAAUGGGGUCAAUGGCCGGACAAUGGAGAUAAUGACCUCAAAAGCUCGAUCAGACAUUCAUAUGAAUCUUCCUGCAUUGCAGAAGUUGGAUUGCAUGCUUCUUGAAACACUUGACUCAAUGGUUCAUACUGAGUUUUGGUACACAGAAGUGGGUAGCCGAGCAGAAGGAAGAAGCAGAAGUGCUGGCCAGAGCAAGAGAUGGUGGCUUCCUUCCCCCCGGGUACCUACAGUUGGGCUCUCUGAGAAAGAAAGAAAGCGGUUGCUCCAUCAUGCUAAAUUGCUUCAUCAAGUAUUCAAGGCUGCUAAAUCUAUAAAUGAAAAUGUCUUGCUCGAAAUGCCUGUUCCAACCGAAAUCAAGGAUGCACUACCAAAGUCUGGAAAGGAAUGCCUUGGGGUCGAACUCUACAAAAUAUUGACUGCAGAAUCAAUUUCAGUUGAGGAAAUGAUGAGUUGCCUUAUUCUGAAAUCUGAACAUGAAGCUCUUGAAGUCAUUAACAGAUUGGAAUCUGCAAUGCUUGCGUGGAAAGAGAAAAUCAUGGAGCAAGAAAGUGGCAAAUCUCCAGUUCGAAUAUCUUGGUCUUUCGUGAAAGAUCCAAAAUCCGAGCUGGAUAAGGCGGAGUCGUUGGUGAACCGAGCAGAAAUACUUCUGCAGCUGCUAAAGACCAAGUAUUCCAAUCUUCCUCAGAGCUUCCUUGAUGUUACGAAAGUUCAAUACGGAAAGGAUGUUGGGCAUUCGAUUCUGGAAGCCUACUCUCGAACUCUAGCUAACUUGUCAUUCAACAUUCUCUCUCGGAUAGGAGAUAUUCUACAAGAAGACAUUGUGAGCAAUCCCAAUUCACCCGUGGCAAUUUCACACCUCAUUGGAGCUAGAAUUCCCGGUAUUUCAGAGUCCAAUGCUGGAUCGUGUUAG
Messenger RNA from Fraxinus pennsylvanica, 1473 nucleotides. The record is from the annotation of a GenBank genome assembly. Lineage: Eukaryota; Viridiplantae; Streptophyta; Magnoliopsida; Lamiales; Oleaceae.